ACGCGCGGGCCAUGGGGGGCAGCCUGCGGCUGGCGGUGCUGGGCGCCCCGGGCGUGGGCAAGACAGCCAUCAUCCGCCAGUUCCUGUUCGGUGACUACCCCGAGCGCCACCGGCCCACGGACGGGCCGCGCCUCUACCGGCCCGCGGUGCUGCUCGACGGCGCCGUCUACGACCUGAGCAUCCGCGACGGCGACGGUGCUGGCCCCGGUCAGAGCCCCGGGGGGCUAGAGGAGUGGCCGGACCCUAAAGACUGGAGCUUGCAGGACACGGACGCCUUCGUGCUCGUCUAUGAUAUCUGCAGCCCAGACAGCUUCGACUAUGUGAAGGCGCUGCGGCAGCGCAUCGUGGACACCAGACCGGCGGGCGCACCCGAGGCGCCCAUCCUUGUGGUGGGCAACAAGCGGGACCGGCAGCGGCUGCGGUUCGGGCCUCGGCGCGCACUGGCUGCGCUAGUGCGCAGGGGCUGGCGCUGUGGAUACCUCGAGUGCUCAGCCAAGUACAAUUGGCACGUGCUGCGUCUCUUCCGCGAGCUGCUGCGCUGCGCUUUGGUGCGCGCACGCCCUGCGCAUCCGGCUCUGCGCCUGCAGGGGGCGCUGCAUCCGGCGCGCUGCAGCCUCAUGUGAUCGAAUUGGACGACACCGCCGAUGGCGGGGAGGGGUCCUCCAUUUGACUGGAACAACUGGGGACCUGGAUUGGACGAGAUUGCCCAACUUCUCUCGGAUUGGACAGGACAGUCUCCUCCCUGAUUGGCUGAGGAACGCUCCCACCCAGUCUCCUGGGCGACAGGCUUCUCUUUGAAUCUCAUUGGACCCAGCUAGGCCCCAUUGGACAGUCCUUUCUGGGACCUCAUUGGGUCACGAUCCCAUUGGAUGGAAGGGACUUGGUUAUGCAUCUGAUUGGAAGAUCUCAGACUGCUCUUGGAGUUUCAUUGGACAAACAGUUAAAUCCCACCUCUCAGGAGGAAAUAAAGGGGGAAACAACUCAAGUGCACCUGGCACUUCUGGAUGGCAGGAUAAUCUUAAACCUAGAGGUCAGGGCUGCAAGGCAUUGCCCCCUGGCAGUUAACUCCAGAAUCCCAA
Balaenoptera musculus (blue whale) is the source of this 1079-nucleotide messenger RNA. RefSeq names its product RAS like family 10 member A (gene RASL10A). Gene Ontology annotation, molecular function: GTPase activity; GTP binding. The record is from RefSeq and is a predicted model, not a curated record. Bases 12 to 623 code for a protein of 203 amino acids. The transcript has 3 exons. Lineage: Eukaryota; Metazoa; Chordata; Mammalia; Artiodactyla; Balaenopteridae.